This is a messenger RNA of Geodia barretti, 4015 nucleotides long. The record is from the annotation of a GenBank genome assembly. NCBI's taxonomy places the organism in Eukaryota, Metazoa, Porifera, Demospongiae, Tetractinellida, Geodiidae.
ACUGUGGAAGAACUCAGGAGAAGUGGAAAAUAUUUGGGCAACGAAUAUCAAGAAUUGAAGAUCCAACUUCAGGCAUAUAGUGCAGCACUUAAUAGUGCAAGUGAUGAAAAUAUUGGACGGGGUGCUGUUAAUGUCAUUAAGGAUCAAGUUCGACAGUACAUCGACAAAGCAUCAGAUCCAUUAAUCCAAAUUGAAAAUGGAUUAAAAUAUCUCUGCGACCAAGUAGUAAUACCCACUAUAUUGUGGCCAUGGGUCCAACAAGAAUUGGCAGAGGCUAAAGAGAGAGCAAGCAAUGAAGCCAGUGCAAUGCCAUUGUUGCCCAUUGUCAAAAAACCACCAACUCCCGAAUCACCCCUUUUUUGCAAAGACACACUCUACCAUGCUAGCCUCUGCUGUGUUGCUAUAAGUGAUCGAGACCAUGUUAAUGUUCACACAUAUUUUCAAAACAAAAAUCCAAACCAUAGUUUUACGGAAAUUUCUUUCUCACAACAUAGUGAGAGAAUCACUCCGUAUUUGAUUGCAGUGCAAGAAGAUAUCUUAUAUGUUGCAUUUCAGAGCACACAGUCCAUUGAUGAAUGGGUUGACUGCACAUCAUUUGAUGAAGGGUUAAGACAGCAGUGCAAUGAAAUUCCUCUCAGAUUUUUUAUUGAUCAGCUGAAUUUGAAUAAAAAGAUAAUUUUUACAGGUUUUUCCUUCGGUGGUAUGUUAGCCUGCUGUGUUUGUGUUCGUUUGUGGAAAAGUACGACAAAGCAGGAAGUUCUUCUGCAACGUGCUACUUGCAUCACAUUUGGCCAACCACUACUAAAAAUAAAGAUGGUUGAAGAAGAAAUCAGAAUUUGCCCCCAGUUUGAAAAAUCGAUCCAUUCUGUGUACAGCAUGGAUGACAAUGUGCCAUUAAUGAUUAGUUGCAUGGAUGUUGUUGCUAGAUAUCCACCAAAAUUUGCUAUAAUUCCUCCAAGUGAAGAACAAAGACGCCUCGCAGAGUUCCGCAGUCAACCAGAUGACCUUUUUGGCAACCAAUUUGUCAAAGUGAAAAAAUACCUUAAAAAUCUCGCUGUUCUUCAGAAAUAUUUACCACAGGUGUCCUCAAGGGCUCACUCAGCAGCAGCUAAAAAGUCCCAGCAGGAUUCAAAAAGGAGAGCGCAUAAUGCAGUAGAGGAUUUGAAGAAAACGCUUCAAGAAAUAGCUUUUUACAUUGAGCAAAUUGAAGGCAUCCUUUAUGGAAAUUGUUACAUAAUAUCUACCAAUGACAAGGAAGAGGGUGUCAAGUGGCAACAGCAACCAAAGCAUUUGGCUGCAAUAGAAUUAAGCCAAAGAACAAAGCUUGUGACCGUGGAUGAAGAGCUCUUUAAAUUGCACGCCAUGGCGGGAUAUAUGGUGAUUUUAUACAGGAGUCAUCUUCAAUAUGAAUAUUCAGUUCCAAGUCCUACGAAAGUAAUAAAUGACAUGGCUGUUUUAAAACCCAGAAUUACUGGUUUAGAUAUCCAUCAGUAUCAUAAUGAGCAUGUACUUGUUCUAAAAGGAGAAAACCUGUGGUUUGCAUACAAAAUUUCUGUAGAUGAUAAUGGGGUAAUUGAAACUCCUGCUGAGAGUACUACGAAGUCAAUGAUAGAGUUUCGCAUUUCACACGAUCACAAAGCCUACUCAACUCUUUGCUCUGGAAAGCAGGUGAAGAUUGUUCUCUUUACUCACUUUGCCAAACCAAUUCGCCAGUCAAUUGAUACGAAGAAGGAAUCUCAUUUGUUCUCUGUUAGACAGAUUCAGCUUGCAAUGCACACACCAACCGAAGUAAUCCAAUUGGCCUACUUGUGCGCACUGCUAGAACAGCGCACACAGCCAUUUGAUUCAACAUCAAAGCGUUACAAAGCUGUUGCAUGCUUCCUUGAAGAAGUGGUAAAAGUUGUCCCACUUGAGAGUGUGUUUGAUGCAAUAGCUUAUGAGGAUCAUCAUAUUGCCCUUGAAUGUGCGACAGCCCUUAAACAAAGGAAUCCAAAUUUGCAGUUUUCACAGCAGAUGAUCGCUGGUGCUGGUAUUGCUGCAACUCGUGCCAGUUCAGGAUAUCGUGGGGAUGUAAUUGAUCAAUUCAUUCUACCACUUAUGUUGACACACAAUCUGCUCUCCUCUUACUUCUCUGAGUUUCAGCCUCAACAACUACCAGAUGACUCAAGUGAAUGGGAUGGACAGCACCACGAGAGUAAUCCAACUAACAAAGAUGGCCAAAAGCAAUCUACAAGGGUACCAUCUAAAAAGAAGGUAAAGAAGCCUUCUUAUUCAGCUGUAGCAAGUAAGGGUUCAUCCGAAUCUAAAAGUAUUGUGUCGAAGGAAGUGGCUUCACCGCAACUAGUUCAGCCACAACCAAUCAAAAUACUUCUUAGGCCUCCACCAUUUAUUCCAGUACCCAUUCCGGUUGUAGUCGAUGGAUUUCAACAACCAAUGCCUUUUCCUCCAGACCUAGUUAAGUACCUUAAUGGUUGUGUGACAGCCUUACUAAAGCAACGACCUUCUGUGCAUGCUAUUAGUGCUGUCGGCAGUACAAAUAUCGAAGAAGUUUACCCUGUCGCUGGAACAAGGCGUAAACAAUAUUUUAAGUCACCGUUACAAGUCUUGAGAGAGGCUAUGCAAGAUAUCGAGAAAUACACUGAAGAAACACAGAGAAAAAAUCCCUCACGGACAGAAACGUCUAACAGGAGAAUGCUGAAUCUAAUUGACAAAAUUUACAAUGAAGAUGUUGCUGUGUGUGCCUCCCUGUUAGGAGCAUUUAUGGAGCAGCAGAUUCGUAUUCCACUCAUUAAUGAUUCCCUAAAGGAAACAGCAGAAGUAUUAUCCGAUGCAGCUCCAGUCGCAGUAGGUGUAUGGGCACUUUUUAGCCAGAAUUUGCGAAGCUUGCAAGAGAUGCUCUUUGCUUCAAAUCACAGUGCUCUUGUUAUUGAAAUAAAGGAAUAUAUUGAAAGUGUUAGUGAGCAGACAUCCGAUUAUGAAAACAAAAUGUACGCAGGAAAGCUUCAGUUCUUAUUGCAAGGAAUUAAGGAAACUGUUACAGCCAGUAGCCAGUAUAUCAGCUACUCCUUGGAACAUCACCUCUUCAAAAAUAUCAAGUUCGACAAGAAUCUUUCACUCAAGCAGCUUAUUACACAAUGGGACAAACUGUUUGAAAAUGAUGCCCUUUCCCUCAUUGGUAGGUCACACAGGUCCUUAGUAGCUCGCUGGUUGAAGUGGACUCUACUUAUCCACAACCUACGUGAGGCACUUGCUGAAUAUACAUGCAUUGGCGUCACAGGAUUAGUCAAUUCUGGAAAAUCUUUGCUGGUUAAGGAACUUUUCAAAAUUGAGAAAGUUAAAGUUGGUACCAGAGCUGUCAAACGCACUACUGUACCCCUCUUAUACAACCUUGAGGGCAAGAUUGAGGGCCUAGAUGUGAUUGACUUCCCUGGAGUUGAUGACAGUGACAAUUCUGUUCCUGAUAUGGCACGCCUGUUGCUCUCCCUUGCCCAAAUUGUUGUAUUUGUUGUGGAUUAUAGAAAAGCCUGUUCAGAUCCUGUGAAGCAUUGGCUUCAGUUGCUCACCAAGACUGGUGUUCCUAUGUUAGUCUGCCUAACCUAUGCUGAUGUGCUUUAUGAGGAAUGCAGGGAUGACCAAAGUGAAUCAAGUAUUGACAGUGAACUAAUGCACAUCCAGAAGCACCUAAAGCUUGAUGACCCUCCAACAACUGAAGUUGCUUUCUAUUCGUUUAAACACCCAUCUGGUGUGACAUCUACUGAUCUUAGCAAGUAUGGAAUUUUGUCUCUCGCUGAUGUGGGCCACUGGCUGGUUGAAACCUUGCAAAGCAAGUUUAAGCAGGAGGAAUUAGCUAAAAAUCUUAGAAUGUUUCUAACAACAGACUCUAACUGACUUUACCUAGCGAGUGAAUGUUUCGGGUGCAUAUAUAGUAGCUAAGUAAUUAUACUAUUCUGUAAACUUUUUUGCUAAUAGUUUCUUAAGGGGGAAGGAGAUGUAUUGCAUGUUUCAAAAACAAGUG